AUGCCCGGGGCCCGGGCUACGCCCGGCAAGAACGACCUGCUCUUCCCUUUCUUCUCGGACUUCAAGGGCCCCGACGGCGUGGCGCUCACCGCCAUAGAGACGGCCGCGCUGGCGACGAUUUUCGUGCUCGCCUUGGCGGCCAACGCGUGCGCCAUCCGCCUCUUGGCGCGCCGCCCGCGCCGCCUGCGGACCGCCAGCUGCUUGGUGCUCAACCUCUUCUGCGCCGACUUGCUCUUCAUCAGCGCCAUCCCGCUCAUCGCCGUGGUGCGCUGGACCGAGCGCUGGACGCUGGGCGCCGCCGCCUGCCACCUGCUCUUCUACCUGAUGAGCCUCAGCGGCAGCGUCUCCAUCCUCUCGCUGGCCGCCGUCAGCCUGGAGCGCAUGGUCGGCAUCGUCCGGCUCAGGCCCGCGCGGCCGUACCGGGGCAGGCUGGUGGCCGCUGCCCUGCUGCUCAUCUGGGGCUUCUCGGCCCUGGUCACUCUCCCACUCUCUCUAUUCUUCCACGUCGAGCCACUGAACAGAAAAGGCCAGAAAGAGUACAUAUGCACCUUGAUUUGGCCCAGCAUUGCAGGAGAAAUCGCUUGGGAUGUCUCUUUUGCCACUGUGGUCUUUCUAAUACCAGGAUUGGUCAUUGUAAUUAGUUAUUCAAAGAUUUUACAGAUUGCAAAAGCAUCAAAGAGACGUCUGCAUGCUGGCUUGGCCUACUCAGAGAGUCAUCACAUUCGAAUUUCCAGACAAGAUUUCAAACUGUUACGGACUCUAUUUAUACUGAUGAUUUCUUUCUUUGUAAUGUGGAGCCCAAUAAUCAUUACCAUUCUCCUCAUUUUAGUACAGAAGUUCAAACCAGAUGUAAACAUUUUGCCUUCUUUUUUCUUCUGGAUAAUGGUCUUCACAUUCGCUAAUUCAGUUGUCAAUCCAGUUCUGUAUAAUGCAGCCAAAUUCAGACGAAAGUGGAGGAAAAUCUUCUUCUGUUGCCCUAGUUCUCUGCAGGGGACAGAGGCUGGGACAGACACUACUCUGAGGCAACAGGAUCACAGGCAUUUCAAUGUUUCUGUUAUUUCUAGAUAA
Messenger RNA from Varanus komodoensis (Komodo dragon), 1068 nucleotides. It is a transcript of the gene FFAR4, whose product is annotated as free fatty acid receptor 4. NCBI's taxonomy places the organism in Eukaryota, Metazoa, Chordata, Lepidosauria, Squamata, Varanidae. The coding region runs from base 1 to 1068 and encodes 355 amino acids. Gene Ontology annotation, cellular component: membrane. The transcript has 3 exons. Gene Ontology annotation, molecular function: G protein-coupled receptor activity; peptide binding. Gene Ontology annotation, biological process: G protein-coupled receptor signaling pathway. The record is from RefSeq and is a predicted model, not a curated record.